AUGAAGUCCACAUGUUGGUGCAUUGUUCUCCUGUCACUCAUUUCUAUGGUUACAAGUGCCCAUUCAUCUGCAUCUGGAAGUUCAGACGUUCUGAAGUCAGAGAGACCAAAGUCAAGAGCUAAGGACUUCUGGACAACAGACACCAGCAAGGACGUAUCCAUCAGUCAUCUGCUCUCCCAGACCUUUUAUGACAAGAAUCUGUCUGGCCUGGAUCUGAACUAUGACAAGUUGGAACCGUACUCUAAACAGGAGCUCUGGGACUGGCUCCACAACACCUCUAGCCUUCAUGACCCACGCUCCCGAUCCAAGAGAAGACCCAUCGUCAAGACAGGAAAGUUCAAGAAGAUGUUCGGCUGGGGCGACUUCCACUCCAACAUCAAGACAGUGAAGCUCAACCUGCUGAUCACCGGGAAGAUCGUAGACCACGGCAACGGCACGUUCAGCGUCUACUUCCGCCACAACGCUACGGGCCAGGGCAACGUGUCGGUGGGGCUGGUGCCGCCCACCAAGGCCGUGGAGUUCCAGCUGCAGCAGUCGACGGUCCUCGAGCCCAAAGACACCAAGCUGUUCAACUGCAGGGUGGAGUACGAGAAGGUGGAGAAGGGCACCAGGAAGUCGCUGUGUUCCCACGACCCCUCGCAGAGCUGCCCUCAGGAGCAGACCCAGAGCCAUGUGUCCUGGCUGUGCGCCAAGCCCUUCAAAGUCAUCUGCAUCUACAUCUCCUUCUACAGCACCGACUACAAGCUGGUGCAGAAAGUGUGUCCGGAUUACAACUACCACAGCGAUACUCCCUACCUCCCCACCGGGUGA
This is a messenger RNA of Oncorhynchus masou masou (cherry salmon), 810 nucleotides long. Its product is annotated as neurexophilin-1-like. The record is from RefSeq and is a predicted model, not a curated record. Gene Ontology annotation, molecular function: signaling receptor binding. The transcript has 2 exons. Bases 1 to 810 code for a protein of 269 amino acids. NCBI's taxonomy places the organism in Eukaryota, Metazoa, Chordata, Actinopteri, Salmoniformes, Salmonidae.